Anguilla rostrata (American eel) is the source of this 2176-nucleotide messenger RNA. RefSeq names its product fibroblast growth factor 17 (gene fgf17). NCBI's taxonomy places the organism in Eukaryota, Metazoa, Chordata, Actinopteri, Anguilliformes, Anguillidae. Bases 629 to 1462 code for a protein of 277 amino acids. Gene Ontology annotation, molecular function: fibroblast growth factor receptor binding; growth factor activity. The transcript is spliced from 5 exons. Gene Ontology annotation, cellular component: cytoplasm. Gene Ontology annotation, biological process: regulation of cell migration; animal organ morphogenesis; positive regulation of cell population proliferation. The record is from RefSeq and is a predicted model, not a curated record.
UACAAUAUUCAGAAAUAUAGCAGCUAUAAAAGGUGUAUUAUUAGGCAACUGCCGAUAAUUGCUAUUUGCAAUACGUUUUUAAAUGAUUGGCUGCUCCCUCAUAAUCUUUUAACUUGAAUUGAUAGACAACAUUACUAUCUCAUAACUUUUUUUCAACUGCUAGUGUUUCUUCAAGGUGACACCAAGCAUUCUCCUAUUGCCCACCCACUAUACUAGAUCCCCUUUUCCAAAUACAUGGGAGGGACCUCGUCUUCCCUCAUUUUUCACCUUACCACAGCCAAGGACCGAGACGCGCAAGGGGCGAGGAGGCUUUUUAAAUUUGGAUAUAUCAGGGGACGCAGUGACAGCGUAAACACUGAGCUGCACCAGUCGCUUUCGUUACAUCCCAAUCCAAGUCCCCGCAGCGCAUACGAGUUCCAGUGUACAUAAUGAGUCUUUUUGUAUAUUGUAGACAUCCCCAACAAGGAGGCCACUUCCUUUGCCAGUAAUAAUGGAAUUUGACGACUCACCGGGUAGUAAUUGUAAAUUUGGAUACACGCUCGUAGUUUACCCAAGCUUUACUUUUCUUUUGAAUUUGGAUUAAUUGUUAUCUGAUGAGAGGACCAAGAUAUGUUUCAAAUGUGGAUUUAUGAAGAAACCUUCGAUCAUUUCUGAAGUUUUUUUUAAAUGGAGUGAGUUUGCUCAUUUGAACAGUGACUUGGAAAGGACAGGUCAAGUGGGAGCACACAUUUCUCUUGAGGAGAAUUUCUGUUGGAUUUACAUUCCGCCGCAUUUGGGAAUAACAUCGUCAGACCGCUGGGGAAAAAAGAUCAAGAGAAUGUAUGCUGUAAAUCAGCGCUGUAUUUACAUAUCUUUUCAUUUCUUCGUGCUGUGGUGUCAUGCGCAGGGGGAGAAUCACCCGUCUCCUAAUUUUAACCAGUAUGUGAGGGAGCAGGGCGCAGUGACGGACCAGCUCAGCCGACGACAAGUCAGGGUCUACCAGCUAUACAGCAGGACCAGCGGCAAGCACGUCCAGAUUCAAGGCAAGAAGGUCACCGCUACCGCUGAAGAUGGCAACACUUUCGCCAGGCUCUUCGUAGAGACGGACACCUUUGGCAGUCGGGUUCGGAUCAGAGGAGCAGAGAGCGGACGCUACCUCUGCAUGAACCGGAAGGGAAAGCUGGUUGGAAAGCCCAACGGAAGAAGCAGAGACUGCAUCUUCACAGAGAUAGUCCUGGAGAACAACUACACGGCCUUCCAGAAUGCCAAAUACGAGGGCUGGUACGUGGCCUUCACCAGGAAAGGAAGGCCCAUCAAGGCUUCGAAGACCAGGCAGAACCAGAGGGAGGUCCAUUUCAUCAAGAGGCUCCACAAGGGCCCACUGCCCUUCCCCAACAUGGACAGACCCAGACACUUUGAGUUCAUCAGCUUUCCGCCCACCCGUAGAGCCAAACGCAACAGGAAGUCACGGACGUCUCCUUAACACAGGACGAAACUGUACAUAGGACUGGACUCAUAUUUUUAAAUAAUAACAGAAAGAAGCAACUUUAUUUUUAUAUUUUUAAUACUUUUAAAUGCCAAAAAAAAAAGCGAGAGGAGACUUUUAGAUGUUAAUGUAAAAUGGUCACGUGUAAAUAUGGUGAGAUAGCAAAUUAAAUGAAUGUAUAUAUUUAAUAUUAUUGUGUGUGUUUGUAUGUCUGUCAGCGCUUUGCAAGGAGAAGAGCAGUGGUCAUGAACAGUUAGAAAGAUGAAUAAAUGCUCUGACUCUGUCUGGUUCCAACCAUCUGCUCUAACCCAUCGAGGUGAGUGGGAGCGGGUGCUGAUUUCUGUCUUGCACUGAAGGCAUUCAUUUGUAAAUUUCCAUUAGUUGCAGCAGUUAUCUAUCUUCUUUUUAGAAUAUUAAAUGUAAUGUUCCUGAGACCUCUGGUUUAAAUGCUUUUUCCGUUUCAGUACACUUUUGAGACAACUUCCUGAGCAGAACGACACGAUCAGAUCCAGGUAAUCAUGUGGCUCAAAUGACAGAACUCAUUGUGCAUUGUGCAAAAAGUGAAUGGGGUAUUUGUCUAUAACCAUCUGUAAGUUUACCAAGAAGUAUGUUUUGUGCUGUCUACAUAGGAGAACUAUGUAAUUUUUUUAAAUAAAUAGUGCGAGCCUGUUUACCUGCUGAAUACCUCAGAAUAAAAAGCAGGUGCAAAAG